UCCAGGUGAGGAAUGUCAGCUGACUGAAGGGUGGAGCUGUGAAAUUUGAGAUGUGAAUUCUUGUUCCACUGACCCCAUGUUAUUGAUUAUUUCAUUUUCGCCCAAACCGAUUAAAUCACAGCCAAUCCUUUACUUGAAAAAAAAAAAAAAAAACAACAACAACAACUUAGGUAAACUGAGUUUAUUUAAUAUGGGAAGCUGGAAGAGUCACAUACGAGUGCAACUUCUGCAGAGAGAUGAUGGAGAGAAACUUCCAUUUGUUGGCAUUUUCACGAGCUUGUCUCAGCUGCAGGAACGUUUUGAUAUCCGCAAACAGAUAUUUGAUGAUAUUCACAGUAAGAGUUUGGAGCCAGAAGUUGGGAAAACCAUCGAUCUUCAACUGCAGCUGAGAGAAACUGAACACCUGGCAGACAAGUUGUCUCAAACUGUCUCUGACCUAACCUCCAGCUUGUAUCUGAAAGAAGCUGAGCUGCAAUACUGGCGUUCACGAGUGUCCCAGUACCGCCACGAGGCUCUGACGCUGGCUAAAACGAAUAAGAACCUGAAGGCAUCCCUUUUAGAAUAUGAGUACACCGCUGAGUGUCAGUCCAAAGAGUUAGCAGCUCUGCGCUUGGAGCAGAGUGGACUCAAACAGGCUUCGGAGCAGGCUCAUAGAGACAGAGAGCAAUUUCUGCAGCGGUGGAUGAAGGAGAAGGAGGAGGCGGCAGACAGGCUGAAUAGGUACAACGACAAACAGGAAAGGUGUCAAGAUCUGAGCAAACGGCUGAAGAAGUGCCUUCGUGGGGAGAGAAGGAAAAAGAUUGCUCCUACCGCGAUGAGCUCUUUGAAUGGAAGCGACACGACGAAGAACGCGCAGACUACAACUGAUUUUCAGCUUCAGCAGGAAUCUGCCAUCCCUUUAGGAUCAUAAACAUCACUGUGCUCAUGUUUCAAGGCUUCAAAAACUGAAGGAAAACUGAAGUGUAAUCAAUGACUUAAUCUGACAGGUUUAUCCUUAUUUUUGAAUUUCACAUGAUCUAUAUACGUAGUUUAAAUUUUUUAUAUUACUUUUGAUUUUCGUUCAUUAGUGAUACUAUCAAAGAGUUGUUCCUGAUUUCAACUGGUUAUGGCUAAUGUUUUUUUAACUAAAUUUAUGAUACUGUAUAAACCAGCCUAUUUUAACAUUUUGCAUUUGCAAGCUGUGUGUUUAAAUGUAACACUGUAAACAUUUAUGUUUGCGAAGCAYAAGUUAAAAUGGAAAAUGUAUAUCAGAAAUAUCAGCCAACGUUUUAAUCUGAUCUAAAAUAAAUCUAUGAAGAAAGUUUGACACUUUACAAACAUUUGUCAGCGUAGAAUUGACAGUAUGAAAUUUCCUCGUUUUCUGUAAAUAACAGGAAAUCUUUACUCUGCACGAGACUGCGAUUUGAUUUGUAGGAAGUGGAUUAAAAAUGUGAUCUUGGAAAUCACACUUCCAAGAAUUAAAAGAGAACACAAUUCACCAAAGACCUCUGGGAUAAAAGAGAAACAAACAAAAACCAAUUACAAGAAACUUUAUCAUCUAAUUUAUUCUGAGGAAUUUAUUCUUAAUUCAGAUUAGGACAAAACAUUUGUGAAAUGGAAGAAAUGCAUUCAUUUAGCAGCGAUAAAUGCUGCAUCAAUAAUUUUCAAACAAUAGUUUGUGAAACUUUUUGAAGUUUUAUUCCCAUUUCAAAUAAAAAUGCGUGUUUUUCAUUUUACUGUAAAAAUUCCACAUGUCCCUGGUGACCAGGUUGUUUGCUGCACGUCUCCAUAGUCACCGGUGUUUGAAUUAGUUGUUGUACAGCCUGUGUGUUGUGUUGUUGGUUAAACUGCUCAGUCACCCCAUCAACAUGGUCAGAAGACAAAAUCCUGAUUCUUCUAUGAACAAUGGAGGCAAAUGGGUACGAUUUUUUUUAUUCACUUAAAAAAAACCUGGUUGUGUUACUAGCUUUAUCUACAAUUUUGUUUCAGUUUGCUCAUCCGAAUUCUUCAGAAAGUGAGAUUAAAACUCGGGAAACUUGUACAACCACCGGAAUUACGCAGAGUCAAGUGAAGAUGUGGCCUCAGAUUUUAAACUCUGAACAAUAUCCUAAAUGGAAAAAGGAACAGAAAUCCAGAGACUAUCCAGCGUCUUGCCAUGACAACAAGCAUGCUUUAAAAGACAGCGUUAUGCUCUUCUCUCGUGGUUUGGGACGGAAGAAGUCUUCCAGUUAUCUCAGACUGCACGAUUCCCAUUUCCGUUUCUGUGAUGCCGACGGCAGCGUCGAGAAGACCACCGGCAACCUCAGUACUUACCAAAAAGACUUCACAUCAGUGGUGACCGCCGAUGGUCCAAACAGAACCAGGCGGUUCCCCCGGAACCACAAGCUGAGGUCAGAAGAGGCAGCAAAGGYUCAGGCAGGGGAGCAGUUCAUGUGGUUCGGACGAGAUAACUCAAACAUCAGAGAGUCUCUGGAAGUGCUGGCCGCUACUUGUCAUUCAGCUCGUGCCAAAUACUGAAAAGUUUCUGCGUUUUAGACACUGAUGAACAGAACAGACUUCAAUGAAACUUGAAUAAAGAUGCUCUUUUUUUUU
This is a messenger RNA of Austrofundulus limnaeus, 2571 nucleotides long. RefSeq lists its product as uncharacterized. Gene Ontology annotation, biological process: autophagosome assembly. The transcript is spliced from 9 exons. The record is from RefSeq and is a predicted model, not a curated record. The coding region runs from base 77 to 910 and encodes 277 amino acids. Lineage: Eukaryota; Metazoa; Chordata; Actinopteri; Cyprinodontiformes; Rivulidae.